Messenger RNA from Akanthomyces muscarius, 3090 nucleotides. RefSeq lists its product as uncharacterized. Bases 1 to 3090 code for a protein of 1029 amino acids. Gene Ontology annotation, molecular function: microtubule binding; microtubule motor activity; ATP binding. The transcript has 4 exons. Gene Ontology annotation, biological process: microtubule-based movement. NCBI's taxonomy places the organism in Eukaryota, Fungi, Ascomycota, Sordariomycetes, Hypocreales, Cordycipitaceae. The record is from RefSeq and is a predicted model, not a curated record.
AUGGCCGAUGCGCAGUCAUCUAUUACCGUCGCGGUUCGCGUUCGGCCAUUCACGAUCCGAGAAGCAGCACAAGUUCACCGAACCGAUGACAACACGCUCUUUCUUGGCGAUGGCUCUCUUGCAGGAGCGCCAGCCCCCAAGCUGCACCAGCGCGGCAUUCGAAAUGUGAUCAAAGUCAUGGACGAGCGUUGCCUCGUGUUUGAUCCGCCCGAAGAUAGCCCUGUUCACAAAUUCUCCCGAUCGGUUAUCCCCGCCUCGAAAAAGGUCAAAGACCAGAUUUUCGCAUUUGAUCGUGUCUUUGACGAAAAUACUACGCAGUCCGAUGUCUACGAGGGCACAACCAAGAACCUGCUCGAUAGCGUCCUAGAUGGCUACAACGCCACAGUCUUUGCUUACGGCGCCACGGGUUGCGGAAAGACACACACAAUCACCGGAACGCCACAGUCGCCAGGUAUCAUCUUUCUCACAAUGCAGGAGCUUUUCGAAAAGAUUGGAGAGCGGAGUCAGGAUAAGUCGACCGAAGUCAGCCUGAGCUACCUGGAAAUCUACAACGAAACUAUUCGUGACUUGCUAGUUCCAGGAGGUAGCAAAGCUGGAUUGAUUUUACGUGAAGACAGCAACCAGGCAGUCACUGUUGCUGGCCUGACAAGCCACCAUCCCAAAGACGUGCAGGAAGUCAUGGAUCUUAUUGUUCAAGGAAACGAAUACCGCACAGUAUCCCCGACGCAAGCCAACGCUACUUCUUCUCGAUCUCACGCUGUUCUGCAAGUCAAUAUUGCGCAGAAAGACAGAAACGCGGACCUCAACGAACCUCAUACGAUGGCGACACUCAGCAUUAUUGAUCUCGCUGGGUCUGAGCGAGCCUCAGUGACAAAGAACCGUGGUGAACGCCUCACAGAAGGCGCCAACAUCAACAAAUCGCUUCUCGCCUUGGGUGGCUGUAUCAACGCACUUUGCGACCGUCGGCAGCGUGCGCAUGUCCCAUACCGCAACAGCAAGCUCACGCGACUUUUGAAGUUCUCUUUGGGCGGCAACUGCAAAACGGUCAUGAUUGUUUGUGUUUCCCCCUCUAGUGCCCAUUUUGACGAGACGCAAAACACCCUUCGUUACGCGAACCGAGCCAAAAAUAUCCAGACCAAGGUUACCCGAAACGUCUUCAAUGUGAACCGCCAUGUCAAGGACUUUUUGGUCAAAAUUGAUGAACAAAUGGCACUCAUCACCGAGCUAAAGGCUCAACAAAAAGACGCCGAAAAGAUCUUCUUUGCGAAAUUCCGCAAACAGUAUGACAAGAGAGAUUCUGUCGCCAGAGAAGGAGUGCAGCGUCUACGCACAGCCUACGAUAAUGCCGCUGCUGAUAGACACGAGCGCAUCCAAAACAUGAAGCGACUCAAAGGCUUUGAGAGACGAAUUUCCCUCCUGACUGGCUGGGUGGCAGCUUUCGAUGCAGUGUGUGAGCAAAGGGCCGAUAUUGGUCCAAUGCCGGACAAUCUAUCUGCUGUUCGCAAAACUGCCCAGGGCAUCCUCAUCGAGUUGGAGCAUAGCCGCCAGCAUAUUCACCAAAAAUUGGAACACUCUACUUGGGAACGCCACAUUGAUACUGCCUUGGCUCAUAGCAUCCAGCAGCUGCAGACCACCGAAGGAUCCGACACGGGAGAGGUUAAUGAUCUCAACCGCGAAGCCGAGCUGAUCAAGGCAAACUUUAGCCGCGAAGCGUACCACGAAGUCCUGGAGCAAGAGAAAGUUGGCGACGCGGCUAUGCUGCAGAUGUUGCUGACUGCCCAGUUCGAAAUUCUGACGUCGCUUUCCGAUAUAUUGGCUAUGGACGAACGGAGCGCGGUGGCCCAUGCAAAGGGAGUCUUUACCAAACUACUGCACACUGGCUUCAAUUCGGCGUCACAAAUCGUCAAACCUGACGGCUCUGUCCCCAUAAGAGAGUCUAGUUCCUUUUUGCGAAAGAGUUCGCCGAGGAAGAACUCUCUCUUCGGACAAGCCAAGGCGUUCGAGGCUCCAGUGCCUGAGACCCAGAGUGCCAUCUCCAGCCCUCUAAAGUCUUCACCGAAAAGGCGUAAGGUGCUUACUUCGGCCAAGAAGGCUGUCACUUUUACUCCAGUGAAGAAGAGCAAGAAGAGUGGCGUGAGAUGGCGAGAUGAUGAGACAGAGGAGGGCACCCUGGCAGACUUUGAAAAGACGCCUAAGAAUCUCAAGAACAAUUCGCCCGAGAAGGUAUUGGAGCCCGCCAACAUCAUCGAGCAAUCUGCAGAAGAUACCACAGUCUCGAGCCACGACCAGUCUACGGAGGAUGAGUCAACCUUGGUUAUUCCAGAUGCGACUAGCCUAGGCGCUGCAAAACCCAGCCGCUUCCAGGCAGGAUUCCUUAGCAAAUCGUCACGACCUUCCAUGCUUCCAACUGGAUCACCACUACCCCAGCCGCCCACGCUCAGCCUGAGUCUCUCGCCAAGCUCUCCAGAAACGGAGAGGACCUCCCCUCUCCGAACACUCGACGUCACUAAGAGCGGCAACAAGUCGCCACCGCCGUUGUCACAGGGAACUAGAAACAGUCCCCAGCACUCUUUGCAGACAAUUAUGGAUGAGAAUUGCCCACCCUCAGCUGGUGCUUCCGGGUCAGACUCAGAUUCCAGUCUGCUUGACCCGCGUAAGCUUCGCAAUGCUAUGCACUCGGCCAAGAAGGAGCUGCCUCGUAGAGUGAGCGCCCUUGCGCCUGCAUCUGCAUCUGGCGCGAGGCGCAUAUCUUCGGUUGGGCCGACGAUGGGUGAUCGCACGGGGGCUCGUCCUAGCAUGCCGAGUUCUCUUGCCAGCUCAACCAAUGGUAUUUCGCGACACCGUCGAGGAAGCUUGGAGCGGAAGCGGAAUCCACCCAUGUCGUGCUCGCCCUCAGAAUGGAAGGAGCGCAGCCUCACUGCCUCGCAGGCUAGACGAAUGAAUCUCGGCGGCAGUAUUCGUGCCGAGAAUACGGGCUCCAGCCCACGGGAUCAGAUGGCCAGCCAGACUCGCCGCGUCACUAUUAGCGUCGGAGCGCCUGUUUCGGCUCAGCGACGACAAGAAAGCAAGGGAAAUACGGCCCUGCGAUGA